Molecule: messenger RNA, 1480 nt
Organism: Saccostrea cuccullata (small rock oyster)
Lineage: Eukaryota; Metazoa; Mollusca; Bivalvia; Ostreida; Ostreidae
Exons: 13
Coding region: 83-1480 (465 amino acids)
Source: RefSeq, a predicted model, not a curated record
UUAACGUAGGCGUUAUCGUCACGAUAUAUACAUUGGUAGGUAAUCUUUUACUUGCGUGGAAAUUUCAAAUGCACGAUUUACAAUGAGGCAUAUUGUAGGCGUACUUUUAUGUGUCCUUGGGGUGGUGUGGGGUCUGGAAUCUACUUGUGACGACAUAGAUGAGGAUAUUUGCCGGACAUUUAAUAAUAAAGUCAGUGUUUGUGAUGACACGUGUCUUUCAAAACUAUGUCCGAGGACCUGCAAUAAGUGCCCAAGGAAAUGUUAUAGUUGCAACGGUGUCUCCUCCUUGAAUGAUUGCAAUACAACAAGAAUAUGUCCGGAUCUGACCUAUGACUGUUUAGUACAUGAAGGUAUCUCAUCAGACUUUAAAAUUUCCUACCAGCUUGGAUGUGCAACAAAGGACGUAUGCGUUUCAUUAUUUGAAGCGUCCACCACUAGAGGAGCCCCCAUCCUGGUGGGUAAGAAGAAGAGGCAUGGUAUUGACGGCGAGUGCUGCAGUACUGAUUUGUGCAACAGGCAUGUGCCAGUAAAGAGGAAAAGACAGAUUGUUAUAAUGACAGGAACCAUACCGGACAAACCUACCACAGACGGAACAACGAUUUCUGCGACUUCAUCAAAUGCAUGUGCUGAUAUCGACAUGGCUUCCUGUCAAAAACUUGCUACUCUCAAAAGGAACAUGUGUAGUGAUGAUUGUUUUGUACAGGCCUGUCCACGCACCUGUGGGAAAUGCUCUGAGUGUUAUUCCUGUCACUUUGUGGAAUCCCCAGAAAACUGUACCAGCACGUCUGUCUGUUUACCAGGAGAGCAAUGUUAUGUUUUGGAGAAAUUAAUGGAUAAUGGAAAACAUGGCUAUCAAAUAGGAUGUCUUCAUGAAAAUGUGUGUAGAAGAUUCCAUGUCAAUGCUGGUGAUUUAUUUGGUCGAAGGAGUGACCACGUGGGUUUGACGUUGGAUGGAAAUUGCUGUAAUGGAGAUUUAUGUAAUCAUCACGCUCUUGUGCAUACUACAACAACCACUACGCAUGCGCCAACACAUGCUCAGCCAACAACACCCGCACCAUACGGAUGCAAAUAUUCGCAACACAGUCACUGUCCUAACGGGUUUUUCUUAUUGGGUGGAAAGUGUAUUCUUGUUCGACAGCAUUUAGUGACUUACAGCGGAGCAAAGGAUUCUUGCGAAAAUCACCAUUGUGCUAAACUUAUGGAUAAUAUAUCUGAGCGGGACGCGGAUAAUAUUCGUCAUUACGUCAACCGGCUUCUUCCUGAUGUAUCUCCUGAACUCAAAGAGAUGUUUGUUGGUGCUCACGUUAACUCCCAUCAUCAUCUAGUGUGGGAUUCAUCUGGGCAUGCUGUUCCAGGUGUCCCUCACGACUCUCCAUCCGACACGUGCGUCGUUCUUCGGACAGAUGACCACCACCAUUUCAUGCGAACAACUUCUUGUGAUCAUCAUCACUUUUACAUUUGUGAGGCGGAAUUUAAAUGA